CAAAAUACACUAAAACAAACGCAGCCUAAAAGUGAACCAGAAAGAAACAUGGUACAUAUUUCGCCUCUAACCUGAGAAGUCAGAACGCCUCCUCUGCUUCUUCCCUCUCUCGACGGUGACCGCCGCUCAUCAUACCGCCGUCAGUAGCCACCCCCUCACUGCUUGCAUACGAGUUUGCUUCUUCCUCUGAAUCAAGUGCUUGUGCUGUUCGAGACUUCGAGUGCUUGUGCCCUGUGUUGUUCUUUCGCAAUUGAUGCGAUUCUGCAGCUGAUACGAAGCGAAUAUGAAAGAAAUAGUAACUCUCCAAAUUGGUGAUUUUGCCAAUUUCAUUGGCUCUCACUUCUGGAACUUUCAGGAUGAGUUGCUUGGAUUGGCUGGGGACCCUAAUGCUGAUUCAGUCUUCAAGAGUCCGGAUCUUAACAUGGAUGUGCUUUAUCGUAGUGGUGAGACACAGGGCAUCAAUACAUAUACUCCUCGCCUAGUUUCAAUAAACUUGAGAGGAUCCCUUGGAUCUAUGAGCUCACGUGGUACGUUGUAUAAGGAGGUUUCUCCCACAACAUGUGUGACCUGGACAGGUAGAGUUUCCACCGAAUCCUCUCAGACUCACAAAAGAAAUUUAUUUCUACAAAGACUUAAUGAAGAAGAGGAAAAUAUGAGUUUGGCAAAUGAGAUUAGUGGUACAGACAAUGGUUCUCAGAGUGAGUAUCAGGAUAAUGAUAUAGUUGAAUGUCUAGAAAAUGGUGUUAAGUUUUGGACUGACUACUCAAAAGUACAUUAUCACCCCCAAAGUUUACAUGAAUUAAAUGGAAUUUGGACGGAUGCUGAGGAAUUUGACAAUUAUGGAAUUGGAAGGGAGUCCUUUGCUUGGGCUUCACAAGGGGAAGAAAUUAGUGACAGGCUUCGUUUUUUUGUUGAAGAGUGUGACAAUAUUCAGGGAUUUCAAUUUGUUGUUGACGACUCUGGUGGUUUCUCUGCUGUGGCUGCUGAAUUUUUAGAGAAUAUUGCAGAUGAAUACCCAAAUACUCCUGUCUUGUUGUAUGCAGUCCAAGGCUCUAGUUCACAUAAAAGUUUGAGCAGGAAGCAUACAAUCUCAGCUGAGCUUCAUGAUGCUGUAUCGUUUUCAAGACUAUCAUCCUUCUGUAAACUUAUUGUACCUGUUGGUCUGCCCACAUUAAGCAAAAGUAAAGCUUCUAAGUUCCUCCACAUUGAAGAUGAGAAGCAUUACCAUUCAAGUGCAGUUUAUGCUGCUGCCCUACACUCUAUUAGUCUUCCUUUCCGAAUGGCACCAGUUGGGCCUGCUACAGAUGCAUGCUCGGUUUAUGGGGCUGUAAAUUUUCAUGAAGUCAUACAAAUGUUAUCAGGGCAAGGAAGGCAGAAUAUGGUGUCAGUUCUUGAUGUUGCCAUGCCCCUACUUGCUUUAACGGGGGGACAGAAUGAAUUGUCUUUGAUAGGGAACUUGCAUCCAUUGACCCCACAGAUAGCAGAGGAUGUUGAGGACAUGCAGGCAAUUGAGCACAUAGCAGUCCAUGGAGCUUUUGCAUCAGAAGGUCACCGUGCUUCAGUCUGCAAGGUAAAGGAUACAGUAGAUGCUGCUUUUCAACGUGCCAAUACAAGGCCAAUGUUCUGCCAUCUAGCAGUAGCUCCCUGUCCCUUGCCUAUUCCCCUGCCUUUCCCAUCAAUCUUUGCAAACCAAGUUGGCCGGCAUGGCGAAUUGAUAGGCGGUCAAAUGUCUAGUACUUCAUCAAAAGGAUCCCUUGACAUCCAUUCCAUUCCCAUGGCUGCCCGAUUGCGUUCCAGCAGUGCUGUCUUACCACUGCUCGAGAGUAAAUUGCGAAAUCUGAAUCGGUUCGGAACUGCACGAGGAGCAUCUGGGGCAGAGUUACUUAGAAGCUGGGGCUUUGGAAAGGAAGAAUUGGAGGAAAUGGGAGAGAUGUUGUCUAAAAUGGUUGCGGCUUUGAGUCCUCCUCAGUUCUCUUCCGAUUCAGAUUAGACUGCAUACAUUGUUCUUGAUUCCAAAAAGCAAGAAGUGGGGGAACAAUUCUAAAACUUACUAAUUGUAACAAAUUUUGAUAUAUGUUGUGCUGGUUGUUCAUGCCUUUUUACCUUGUUUGACUUUCAGGUGUUUUGUUGGUUAAUGUUCUUUGUGACAAAGGACAGAAAAAGUAACCCAUGUUCAAUGGUUCAUUUCCUUUUUGUUA
Lotus japonicus is the source of this 2198-nucleotide messenger RNA. RefSeq lists its product as uncharacterized. Lineage: Eukaryota; Viridiplantae; Streptophyta; Magnoliopsida; Fabales; Fabaceae. Bases 284 to 1990 code for a protein of 568 amino acids. The transcript has 11 exons. The record is from RefSeq and is a predicted model, not a curated record. Gene Ontology annotation, cellular component: cytoplasm.